This is a messenger RNA of Yamadazyma tenuis ATCC 10573, 2043 nucleotides long. RefSeq names its product Ybp1p (gene YBP1). The record is from RefSeq and is a predicted model, not a curated record. Gene Ontology annotation, biological process: cellular response to oxidative stress. Gene Ontology annotation, cellular component: cytoplasm. Lineage: Eukaryota; Fungi; Ascomycota; Pichiomycetes; Serinales; Debaryomycetaceae.
AUGUCCGAUUCAGAAAGUGUGGGAGGUUCGUCUGUGACAACCAUCGAAAGUUUACCAUUUGAAACCAUUAUUUCCAACAUCAAAGAGUCAGUGGCGGAGACUAUUGAGUCUGAGGAUUAUUUGAGCUAUAGUACCAUCCUUGAUAUCUAUCUAUCGGAUCCAUCAAAAUACACCACAGAUGAGAGAGAGACUUUGUUACAGACAGUUCUAGAUGUGUUGAAUGAAAACCCAAAGUUGACAUACGAAAUUGGCUGGGACUUGCCCAGUCUUUUGAUUGCGUUUUUUGAACUGGACUUCAAGUUUGAUACUGCGUUAAGGCAUUCUCCUUGUAGUGUCCGUGUAUUCUACAUAUUUAAUUGUUUGGCCAAGCUUGGUAAUCACAAGGAGUUGUUUUUGAAGUGCUGUGAGUUGUUAUCCACCGUUAAAUUAGAAGAUAUUGAUGUGUCAAGUGAUGAUGAUAGUGUGAGGGAGAGAUUCCUUUACUUGAAAUUGUAUCUGUUAUAUGAAUUGAUUAACACCAAUCUCAAGAAUAUUGAAACUCUUUAUCCUUCUCGGUUCUUAUCUAUGUGCAUAUCUUCAUUCCUCAAUUCAAUUUAUAUCAGUUUGGAUCGGACUAGAGACAUGGAAUUUUACUUCAAGAGAAUUUAUAGUUUUGUCAGGAAUUAUAAUGCUAUGCCAUUGCCUAAGGACCAUGGAUUAUCGAAAGAGGAAUUGCAAAAGGUUAUAGCAGAUGAAGAGUACUUGCAAAGGAAGCUUCUACAAGGGUUUGUGUCGAAUGCAAUCUUUUUAAUAGGAAGACACUGGAUCCCAAGCCUGGCACAUAAUUACAUUGGUUCAAUUGUUAAUCGUCCUACGGAGGAUUCCACUUUGCUUGUCAUAGACAGAUUGUAUGAAUUGUGUAUGAGCUUUGAUAUGGAUUUGGACAAAGUCUUUACAGACAUUAUUGUGUCUACCCAUGAAAUAUUCCACAAAUUUGAUUUGACCAUAAACGAAGAUGAUGUUUUAAGCGAAAUGUUCGAAAAGUUGGUGGUGGACUAUCAAGAAAACCUCUUCACAAACAUCAUAAAUAAGGAUUUGAAAGAGAUUGAAAUCAGCAAGUUGGGAUGUCUUCUUUACCAUGCACGCUCAGUUGCAUUUGAUACAAAGAAGAACCAUUUUCCUGUUAAUCUCAGUUUCACUGAUGCUGUGAUGUUAACUUUAAGAUUGAUUGUCCCUAUGCUAGUCAGUCCUAAUUUCAAUAAUAAUUCUGUUAAGGACUUGGUGGUCUUUUGGUCAUGGUAUGCAAUCGAAAAACUGACCUUUGAAAAGAAGAAUUUAACUUUAGAGGUCAGUGCCAUUCCUAAGGUAUAUUUGACUACCUACUGCCUGAUGUUGUUAUUUAUCUGUUCCUCUUGUCCUUCGCUGGACUUGAAGGACUUUAGGUUUGACACCUUGACCUUGGUAUCUAAAGUUUUGGCUUCAGCACCCGAACAAACCAGUUAUACCAUUAUCUUGGAUUCUUUGAGGAAUUGUCCUUUGGAAAAUAUGAAGGCUGCUUUGAUCGGUGUUUUGAAAGAAUUGUUUACCAAAGAUAAGGCUACUGAUGAUGAUCUUGAACUGGAUUUGAAACUGUUGGCCUUGGAUCUGGAUGAGAGAACCUCAAACCCUCCUGCUUUACCAUCUCGUGAUGUUAAGAAAUCCACCAAAUAUUUGACGUUGACUGAAAAUAGGUUUUUGGAUGUCUUGGAUCUAAUUGAUACAACUAUUGAAAGCUCUUUCAUUGAAGUGGAAAAUGACCAAGAUUCGGAAACUGAAACAGAAACUGAUGAUGUGAAGUAUUACAGAAUUAACAGUGGGCCAUUGAAUACUUUGUCUGCUGAAUUGAACCUUUUGGUUAUCUUGAAGAGCUAUGAUGCUUUCAAAGCCCACCAAAAUAGAGUUGAUUCAAUAAUCUCAAACUUUAACAAGAUUUUGUCGACCGCUAAAUCUCAGUUCAAGGGUUCAUCAAAUGAGUUGAAUGUCUUUGAGAUGCUUUCAAUUACAGUAGAUAGAAUCACCAUUUGA